Vollenhovia emeryi is the source of this 1717-nucleotide messenger RNA. It is a transcript of the gene bic, whose product is annotated as transcription factor BTF3 homolog 4. The record is from RefSeq and is a predicted model, not a curated record. Bases 242 to 802 code for a protein of 186 amino acids. Gene Ontology annotation, cellular component: nascent polypeptide-associated complex; cytosol. Lineage: Eukaryota; Metazoa; Arthropoda; Insecta; Hymenoptera; Formicidae. The transcript has 4 exons.
GUCCGGAAGUCGGCUCUGACGUAGGGGUUCGCGAGCGAGCGAGAGUACGCUUCCAUUUUCUCGAGCAUCUCAGACGGAUCGGAGAGCACGUGUCGCGUGUAGCCGGUCCUCGCGCUCGCACGACGUCGACUCGCUCGGCUGAGAGGAAGGUUCUCUUCGUGAGGCAGCGCUAACUAGCCGCGGUCGCCCCUCGCUCAGGCGCGCCCGUCUCCCCCCCCUCGUGCACGACAGAGGUUAAACCAUGAAUCCCGAGAAGCUCAAGAAGCUCCAGGCCCAAGUGCGAAUCGGCGGCAAGGGUACACCCCGACGCAAGAAGAAGGUUGUACACGCGACUGCUGCCACAGAUGAUAAGAAGUUACAGAGUUGUCUGAAGAAGCUUUCUGUAAAUACAAUUCCUGGUAUAGAGGAGGUUAAUAUGAUUAAGGACGAUGGCACAGUCAUCCACUUUAAUAAUCCAAAAGCCCAGGCUAGUCUGUCCGCUAAUACAUUUGCUAUCACCGGUCAUGGAGAGAACAAACAGAUUACCGAGAUGUUACCGGGGAUACUGAGCCAGCUCGGGCCCGAGGGUCUGACACAGCUGAAACGAUUAGCAAGCACAGUCGCUGGUAGCGCGGUCGGGAAAACCACGUUGGAAGAGGACGACGAGGUACCUGACCUAGUGGAGAACUUUGACGAAGCUAGCAAAGAGGAGGUGGCUCCUAAAAAGGAACUGGAUGAAAGUGACAAAUCCAAUGGCGAAAAGAAAGAUGCCAUUAUUAUUGAAGAAAAGAAAGAAGCCCCGUUAGCUACACCUGAAGCUUAAGAACGAAUGCUGAGGUACUUCAUACAAUAAAGUUGUAACAAAUAAGUAAUAACAUGAGUCAAGAGAUGCGUGACGCAGAAACAUUGAAGUAUAACUAUACAUACAUUACAAAUACUUGACAUACGCCCCAUGAUAAGCAAGUGCUAGUACAAGUAACAGUUGACAAGAAAUAAAGGAGCUGUUACAAAAAUCAAAAGAAUUUUCCGGAGAUUUUUCUUUUUAUCAUUUUGGUGCUUAAGAUAGUAUUUGCUUCGAGUUAGUCGAGAUGUUUUUAUGAUCCUCAAUUAUCAUGUGACGCUUUAACUAUUUAAAAUGUCAACGGAAACUUGAGCAUUUAACUCGAUUAUAAACUAUUGUAACACAAUUAAUAUUAUGCUACAAAUUUUGUUAUUAAUAAAUUGAUGUGAGAGAUGCACAGUACUUUUUCUUCCGGGCGUGUAGGCGUUUAAAUAAUUGGUUGAAUUUUCACGAACGUCUUGCGCACCGCUUGAUUUGCUGAAACAAGAAAUGUUUUAAUACACACAAAUUAAGUAAUAGAGAGGGGCCCUUAGAGCCAUGGCACUUGAAGAAACUUAAACAGUAAGACUAUGGCUGCUUCUUGACUGUCAUUUCCCUUGCGUCUUAAGCCUCGUGGCUUAAAUUUUUUCCAGCUUUUUAUACAUCAAUCGCUGACGCGAAGGUUGACCACGUCGCGGGGAACGGAAUCUGAAUUUGAUAAGAAAAUGAUAGGAACGGACUUGAAUAUGAAGUGUUCCUAAUUGUUAAGUACUGAUAUAGCAAAUAUGCAAUGUAUGUCUGAAACAAACUGCAAAUACAAUAUUAAUUACUUCUACAUCUACAAAGCAAUAUCAACAAGUGUCAUUUGUAUUUGUUGCUCUGAAUUGUCAUCUAAAAAUAAAAAUUAUUCAUCUUAAA